ACAAUAGUUCCGCAGUAAAGCGUCCUAAGAUUCAAGAUGGACGACUGCAACCUUGAGAAGCUUGCAAUCAAACCUGGGAAACUAUCACCAGUGUUCCAUCAGGAAACCUUAGAAUAUAAAACAACUAUCCCGAGUAAUGAGGCAGAAGUAACAAUAGAAUUGCUGACACGCGAUUCUGGUGCAUCCUAUACUAUCUCAGGUAGUGGUGGCUCCAAAAAAGUUCCAGUCAAAGAGGGUGCUAUAACAGAUAUAAAAAUCAAUGUCUGCGCUGAGGAUGGAAAGACAACUAAAGUGUACCUCAUCAAAGUCAAGCGUUUAUCGGCAAAGGAUGCAACUCUGUCAAAUCUGCUACUGGAACCGGGCACUCUUGUACCAGAAUUUAGUCCAGAUGUCUUUGAAUACUUUUGUUUACAGCCAUGUAAUGUCAACACCAUCAAGGUAAUACCGACAGCACCUGAUCCUAAAAAUGCAGUAACAGUCAAUGGGGAGAAACCUGGGUCGGCCACAAGCCUCAGUGUGGGCAGCACAAGAAUUGAUGUUGAAGUCACAUCAGAGGACGGCUUAAAUAAACAGAAAUACAACAUUUGUGUAACUAGAAAACAGAUCCCUCGUCAUGUGAGGAUAACAGAUGAGGCUCUUGCCCUUCAAUAUGAGGACCCAAUCUCCUUGAGCACUCUAUAUCGACCAAUCACCAUUCGCAAUAGUGACCCAAGGCACACAUUCUCUGCACCAAUCAUUGACGAGUUAACAAAGACCUCCAAGUUUGAUCCAAUCAAUGACACCCCUCUUGAUCAAGAUUGGAGAGUGGAAGACUUUGAGUUAGACAAGAAAAUGAGUGCAGCCAUUGCCUUUGUGCCACUCACAUAUGGGGGAACAUCAGAGUCUUGCACAUUGAAAGACCUUGGUGCACACAUUGCAAAAUGUAAUGUUCCUCCGAAAAUAGAGGACACAAAGGAUAGGUUCAAGGACAUCAAUGCUCCAGUGAACCACAAAGUUGAGCAAAGAAAAUGGGAAAAAGGUUUACAGCAAGUGUUUGGAGAGACAAGUGCAGAUAAACUGAUUGCUGAGGCUAAAGAGGAUCUCAAGAAAUAUUUCUUAUCACUGCCCAAACCCAAUCAGACAAAGUCAUGGCCUGAUGGGGAGUCACCGAUGGACCAUUUGCAGCAGGCCACGUAUUGCUAUGCCAGCGCCCUCAAACUGAAACCAAAGGACGCCAGCGUUCAUUUGCAGCUGGGCAUGCUUCUAGAGGAGAAAUACUACAUUGAAGACAUGUUUGGGCUCAAGAAAGAGACACACAAUGACCUUCCAAGCCUGAAUCUCCAAGCUUCGGAAAGCUCGAAGGAUGAUGAGUGUGCAGCAAUAUGCAAACUUCACGGGGUGGAGCCUACUGCCCCUCUCCCCCUACAGCUCAAGGCCAUUGAUAUGGAGUUCCACAGCCUUAUACAGGCCGGCCAGUCGGCCAAGGCAGACCAUGUCAUGGAUCUGUUCCAGUGGAAAUCAAAGCAGGCAACACAGGAAGGGGCUGCAGCCCAGAAGGCAGAGGAUGAGGAGUCCCCACUGGGCCAGGCCUUCCUCAAGUACAUGGACGCCCUAGCCUGUGAUGAGGCUAAGGCGCUGUUCAACUUCCACGUGGGUAGGAUGCAGGUCGUGCAGGGAAAGUAUGACGAUGCAGUCAAACGUCUGGAGACCAGUCUGAACUGGAAUUCACAGCACCAGCUGUCAAGGUUUUACCUGGGUCUUGCGCUGGCCUUGAAAAAGGAUGGGCCAGGUGGGAGGGUCAAGGAGGCGAUACAGUAUCUCUUGGAGGCUUUUGAAACCCUGAUGACCGAGCGAACAAAACAGGCCGUGAGCAAUGAACCGGAAAGUUAUGUGGUAGACAUUCUGAGGGCAGAGAAUCUCAUGCAGCCUACGAACGUCCAUCUGAUGCGGGGGUUCAUACAGCUGGGACGUCUAAUACAGCAAAACCCCGAUAUCAAGGACACUAUGUCCCCACGGGACAUCUAUCACAACUCAGCCCUGCUGGCAACCCAGAUGCUACCGUUUAUUUCCCGAGGCGACAUGUAUAAGCAGCUUGAGUGGGUCAUACUGGAUGCCCACGCGCAGCUGCUGGACAUUCUGGCGACCAAUCAGACAGGACACGAGAAACUCAUUGUACAACGGUGCGAGCGUCUUACCGCACUGAUCUUCCAUUCAACCAUUCCGCAGAAUGAUCAACUGCUUGCUUUGCAGGAAAAGACAUGUCAGCAGUUAAUCCAGAUCACGCCAUGCUCUAGUCAUGCCCUCUAUCUGCUGGGCUCCUCCCAGUUUGCACGCUUUGAGAACACGCCCCCGGGAGAGGAAGGCGACAAACUUCUAGGCGAUGUGAAGUCUUCAUUCCAAGCCUCUAUUGACCUGGAGGGCAAACCUGCAUCUGGGAAUGUACCUGAGUCAAUCAAAGGUCAGCAAUGGUGGCAGAAGAAAGCUGCCCUCGAGGCAGAGAGACAGAAGGCUCUGGAGGCAAAGGCUGCUGCCCCAGGGGGCAAGCCUGGAAACGGAGCCUCAGCUCCCCGGGGAGGGGCUGCAGCUAGAGGGUCCCCUGCAGCUAGGGGUCGUGGAGCCCCAGCCCCCGCAGCAAAGGCAGCAGCUGCCCCAAGAGGGGCUAAAACUCCAGCCCCAGCCCCAGCCAAGGCAGCCCCUGCAAAGGCCCCAGCUGCCAGAGGGGCUCCUGCAGGGAGAGGGGCCGCUGCCCCUGCAAAACCAGGGGCCAAAACUCCUGCUGCACCAGACGCCCCAAAAGAUCCAGUGAAGGAGGAGCUAACGAAAGAGGAGGCCACCCCUAAACCGGCUCCUUCAUUAGGCCCCACCCCAAUAAACAGGAAGUCCUUCAGGCCCCGCCUUGGACUGGCCAGGGCACAUAGGGCAGCCAAUGAGAUUCCGGAUGCCAAGAAAUAUUAUAAUGAGGUCAUCACCAUGUCCCCAGAGGUAAAGGACGCAUACAUAGAAAUGGCAGAGAUGUUGAUGAAGACCGAUCCACUGGGCGCUGUUGAUGUGUACUGCAAGUUUCCCAUCUCGGAAAAACCCUCGUUCGAUGAUGCCUACAUUUUCGGUGACAUUGUCCGUCUGUUGAUUAAAGCUGAGAAAUAUGACGACCCGAGGCUUGGACCAAACAUGAUCACCUAUGGCAAAAUUCUUGGUCUUGGUGCACUAGAGAGGUAUGUGAAGAUCCUUGAAGAGAAGUUCAAGAACAAGACCUUGCAUCAGGUGUACGCCGGGGUGAACGGACGCAACGUGGACGAUCCUGAGAUGCAACAGUUCUUCAAGUUCAAAUGCUGGAUAUAGACCUUAAUGUUCAGAAAUAGCAACAUUUUGCAGGUCCGGAUGGGUUUUUGUCAUACUUUUGGGGAUUCAGGUUUUGAAAAUUUGGAAGGUCUAAUGUUUAUUUUAAAGCUUGCAUUAUGCUUAUGACAGCUAUGAUCUUGAAAAAAAUAAUAUGCUCAGCAUUGUUAAAUAUUAAUGUACAUUUUAUGUCUUUAGAGGCUAUUUGAACUUGUAUAUAUAGACUCAUUUAUUCAAAUGUGAUCUACACAUGAAAAGUAUGUUUAAAUAUAUAUAUUAUAUUAUACGACAGAACAUAUCACAUAUAUAAUUAUCAUCUGUGUAUCACAUUUCAAUCUAUUUGGUAUUGUAUUCACAAUGUUGACUGUCACUAAAAUGCCACCAGAGAACAAAAUACGGGGAUUUUUUUCUUUUGAAACUGAAAUCAUUAUUUUCACAAGCCGAUGAUAAUAUCAAACCUGUCUCAAACGAAAUCAGUAUGGUGUUUUUUGUAACUGCACUUUCAUGCGACAUUUUAAAUGUGUAUAUAUACUAUGUUCAACCUUUAAAACAGACCUUUGAAUCUUCUUUAUGAUAUUUUUUAAUUUAAGUUACAACCACCUAAAUCAUUUCAUCAGUAGAUGUGUCGGAAUGUUAAACAUCAACACCGAACUUUGAAAUCUUCGGAAAUGCCAAUAGUUUCUUUGUGCAUUCACAUAUAUGUACAAGUCCUACAUCAAGCAUGUAAUAUGCAUAACAUACACUGGCAUCUAACAUUUGAACAUGCAUAUCAUCCGUACCUUUCAAUGCAAUUUAGGGACUUUGACCUUUGUGACAUUUACAGGUCUAGUCCAAUCUCUCUUUGAACUCUCCAACCCCAUUUUCCUUAACCCUUUGCGUGCUGGGAAAUUUGUCGUCUGUUAAAAUGUCGUCUGCUGAAUUUCUAAAAUUAGCAUUUUCUUCGAUUUUUUUUCAAAGAAUACUAUCAGAAUAGCAAACAGUUUGGAUCCUGAUGAGACGCCACGAUCUGUGGCGUCUCUUCUGGAUCCAAACUGUUUGCAUAGGCCUUCAAAAUUCGGUUCCAGCACUGAAAGAGUUAACGAAAUAAUGUGUACAACGUUUCUGUGUACUUGCCCCAGGGCUGUGAAAAGUCACUUCUAACAUCAGCUUAAUAUCCAGGGAGUCUUUGCAGUUGUCUUUUAACCCAGUUGACUCUCCCAUCCUUCUAAAUUGGAUCAAUUUAUUUCCAAAAUUAGGGAUGUCUAGUAUAUUUAUAUCUAUAUUUAGAAAAUUUCUUACAGAAAUUCCUUUAAGUAAACAGCGCAGACCCCUCAUCUGGGUCUAAGCUGUUUGCCAAUACCUUUUUUCUAGACGCUAGGCAUAAAUGGGUUAGUGUCCGCGGAUGUCGGAAACCGAUCACAAAAAAUCACUCCGGAUUUUUGUUCAAAUCGUUUCUUGAUAAAUAUGUCACAAAGAUGGAAUUGUGUGGACUUUAUAAUGUGUGACCUAAAUUCGCAGCAACCGUUACUUCGUUUACACGCCAAAAGCGUUAAAAAAUAUCUACUUUAUUUAUUUUACACGAAAAUAGGUUAACGUUUAUGGGAGUAAAAGAUGGGUUGGCAUUCUUCAAGGUAAUGCACAGCUACAAAAAGAUCGCUUGAAAUUUUACAAAAACAAACACUUGAUUUAGUAUGUGAUUCGUGUUUAUGCGAAACUGUCAAACUUCCUUAUUUUAUCGACAAUAGAUUAACGGCAAACUAAUACUUUGGCAUUUACACAAUGUACCCUUAAUUAAUGUCUGGUUUACCUAACAACAAGACAAGACACUUUAUUGAGACGUGUACAGAGUACAUCGUCUAAAUACAUCAAUAACAUAUAAUAAUAAUAAUAAAAUCUUUAUUUAAAGAAGAUAGACUUGUUAAGAAAUACAUCAGAUGAAAUUACAUAAUAUGCAAUUUAUAUAAUACAUUUCUUAUUUUCAACAAGGUCUUCUAACAAGAUACAAUUUACAACAAAUACAUCAUAUUUCAUCUUGAGCAAUAAGAACAAAACAUAAAGAAUCAUAUAUGCAUACACAUAUAAUAAUAUAUAUUAUAAUUAACUGAGGAGCUGCGCCAUGAGCGCAUGAUACGCCCGUCGUUCGCCAAUGAAGUAGUAAGGUAAUAAAUAACCCUUUGAAUCAUUUUUUUACUUCAGUUUAUUUGUAUUUGAAUACAUGGUUUAUUUUAUAAGUACAUGAGCAUGGAGCGCCGUCUCCUUGACAUUCAUACCAUAUCUUUUUUUGAGUAUAUGUAUGCAUUUCUUUAGAGGAUAUGGAGUUGAAGUAAACCUGUUAUAGAUAUUUUGACCAAUAAUAAAAGAGAAAUGUAGAUGGGUAAGUGGUAGUGUACAAUCGGAAUAGAAAAAAGCUCACCUUGUUCAAUUUUUCAGGGAUACUAUUUCAAUGGAGCAUAAUGUAUCAUCUUGCAACAUCAAUUUAGGUAGGACAGUCAAUGAAAUCACGAAAUUUUGACGAACAAAGUCGCAUAACUCUGGAACAACAAUUCAGAA
Dreissena polymorpha is the source of this 5844-nucleotide messenger RNA. RefSeq lists its product as uncharacterized. The record is from RefSeq and is a predicted model, not a curated record. Gene Ontology annotation, molecular function: protein binding; ubiquitin protein ligase activity. The transcript has 20 exons. Gene Ontology annotation, biological process: ubiquitin-dependent protein catabolic process; protein polyubiquitination. Lineage: Eukaryota; Metazoa; Mollusca; Bivalvia; Myida; Dreissenidae. The coding region runs from base 37 to 3318 and encodes 1093 amino acids.